Alternaria incomplexa is the source of this 1218-nucleotide messenger RNA. RefSeq lists its product as uncharacterized. The record is from RefSeq and is a predicted model, not a curated record. The transcript has a single exon. Bases 1 to 1218 code for a protein of 405 amino acids. Lineage: Eukaryota; Fungi; Ascomycota; Dothideomycetes; Pleosporales; Pleosporaceae.
AUGUGGAGAACCGGCCUCCUCUACCUCGACCGCGGGGACAGCUCCAUCCUCAACGCUCUGCGCAAUGCGGGGUACGAUACACAACAACAGCCCGGCACGCCUUCACGAUCACCUUCGCGCCGCUUCUCCAUGGCGAGCGACACGGAGAGCGCCCUCGAGGGCAAGCUCAAGCACGAGAUGCGCCAACAGCAGGGCGUCCAGCACUGGGUCAUGCCGCCCGAGGUCAACGGCCUGAAGUUUGCCAGUCCCCGCGCCAGCCCACGCACAAGAGCCAUUGACCCAGCCGAUGCCCUGGGCCUCUCCACCGACGCCACCCUCUUCGAAGAGCCGCUCCUCUACUCGCUGGAUCGAAUAAAGGAAGACGGCCCGCCCGACUACUUUGCCUACGACGACCUCGCCAAGUCGCCGUCCCUCAAAGGCGACAGCGAAGAAGCUGUGUCCGUCACCAAGCGCCGCCCCUCCCACCUCCGCACACCCUCCACCCCCACCAUCGAAUCACGCCUCGCCAGUGCGCAACGGGCAUCGCGGUCGCUUCCCCUCCGAGCCAAGACCAACGAAGGCCUGCUCCAACUCCAAGCCAACACCUCCAAGCCGCAGCGCCCCGCCAACACCCACCAACGCCGCAUCUCCCUCGGCCUCCCCAUCAAAGCCGCCAACGCGCAGGACCAGAACCCCCGCCACCACAGCCCGACCACCCGCUCCCUCCACCCAUCAACUCCCAAGAAGCUGCCAAAGAAGACCGGGCCCACCUCGGCUAUCCAGCAAGAGCGGGACUUGGAGUACAAGCACCGCCACACAUUCAUCGGCACCGCCUCCCUCGACGACUUCCUAGAGGUUCUCGACGUAUCACCCGAGAACAACAUCACAAACAAAGAAGCGGUAAUAAGGGCAUUCAUCCUGUUGGCGUCAAGUGAGCGCCUGCUAGCACGACAAGCAUCCCUCAAACCCGACGGCUGGAGCGUCCUCGCACGAACAUCAGCCGACACCGUCAACACCGACUACGUCGAGCAAGCCCACGCCAAGCUCGGCUCCAUCGUCCUCCGCCAGUUCCUCGACCUCAUCACAUUCAACGAGGAAGAAGAGGCCAACGCCAUGGCCGUCGUCGAAGCCUUCACCGCCGCAAGUCAUCUGGAUGCACAAGCGAGCAAGAACCAAGCGAGCAAAGCCAAAGCCUUUCGGAAGCGAAUGGUGAAAGACGGAGCCGCGCAACCCCAAUAG